AUGGCGUCUCCACCUAUACCCGCCUCCCCCCUGUUGGAAGCAGUGUCAUCUAUAACUCUUGAGAAAGGUACACGAGAUCGAUUUGUGGCAAACAUCUCUCCAGAAUGGUGCACACAACACUCUGUACUGGGUGGCUACCUGAAUGCAUUGAUACUGUCCGCCACACAAAAGUUCAACGCCCUUGAAUUUGGCGAGGAACGGUUUCUCGACCCAAUCCAUGUCUUUGUGCAAUUUCUGCAAUUGGUUCCGCCUGGACAGGUGAUUGUUACUUGCAAGCGUCUCCGAGUUUCUUCCCGACAGUGUGUGGUGAGUGUAGAGGUCGCGAGAGCCGCAGUUUCCGGCAACCCAAGUACUACUGCUACCCUGGGUAUUGUUACGUGCGCCAACCUCUCGGAAGAGGAAGGUCUUACGCAACAUAGUAAGCCGGCCUUUGCUGUCCCACUCCCAAACCGACACACCGAGUGUGUCAAAAUUGAUGAUCCCGUGGUCGAUUCGACCCCAGUGACUAGUAAACUGAACUGGAUUUCACCAAAAUCAACUAAUGGUCUUUGGGGACACCGUGUCGGGGGCCAUCACCGCGAGGUGUGGGUGUCCUUCCGGGACGGAUCGAGGAUCUCCGAUCUUCUUCAUCUAGCCAUGCUGUCAGACAUGCCACUGCAACCCGCUGCAACGCACCAAGCUGGGUUUUACUUCAAAUAUGCAUUAUCCACGCUUUGUAUGACAGUGGAAUUCAAAAAGCGCCCUGGCCCAUCCACGCAAUGGGUUAUGAUUCGGUCAAACUCGCAUAUGGUCUCGAAUGGCCGGUACGACGUCAACAUUCAGAUUUUCAAUGAAGGAGGUGAUCUUCUUGCGUUGAGUAACCAUGUAGUAUAUGUUUCGGAACUUCGAGCACGGGUGAGGGGAGCAAAGCUAUGA
Aspergillus alliaceus is the source of this 915-nucleotide messenger RNA. RefSeq names its product thioesterase family protein. The record is from RefSeq and is a predicted model, not a curated record. The transcript has 3 exons. The coding region runs from base 1 to 915 and encodes 304 amino acids. NCBI's taxonomy places the organism in Eukaryota, Fungi, Ascomycota, Eurotiomycetes, Eurotiales, Aspergillaceae.